UCCACUCCAGUCUCCACUCUCCAGGAGGAGAGUUAAUGUAUUAUUAAACUUGGUUUUCUUGGUGACAUUUUAAAGUUUUGUUUAAGUAUAAUAGUGGCACAUUAAGUCCGCAUACCUUUACAACGUGGAACUAUAUCAAAAGUUAGUUGGAAGUGUUAAUUAAUUUAUUGGUUACUCCCUGGUUUCGUCUAACUUAUAGAGGUUUCCUGAACAACCAUUUCCUUCAUGGGGCGUUCACGGUCUAGAAGUAAAUCUCCUAGAAGGCGACAUCAUAAAAAUAAACAUUCUCACAAGAGGUCAAAAUCUCGUGAACGAAGUUCACACAAGCAUGGUGAUAAAACUAGAGAAAGAAGCUCAAAAACUAGGAAAAGAUCCCACUCCUCAUCUAGUAGCAGUUCAGAUGCUUCCAUCGACACAACAAAGCUGCACAAGAAAAAAUACCACGAUAGAAAAAUGGACGAAGUGGAACGUUUGGCAGAAAUGGAAAGGCAAAGGAGGCAACGAGAGAUCGAACAGAAACUGGUAGAGGAAGAGACAGCUCGAAGAAUAGAAGUCAUGGUUCAAAAAAGAGUGGAAGAAGAACUCGAAAAGAGGAAAGAGGAAAUAGAAGCAGAUGUGUUACGAAGAGUCGAGGAGGCGAAAAAGAUUAUGGAGAAGGAAAUGAUGGAAGAAAUGGAAAAGAGAAGACAGAUUUUAUUGGAAGAAGAAAAGAAAAGAGAGGAGGAAGAAAGAAAAAAGAGGGAGGAGCUGGAACAGAUUUUGGCUGAAAACAACCGAAAAAUGGAAGAAGCUCAGAGAAAACUGGCUGAAGAAAGAUUGGCUAUGGUUGAAGAACAUAGAAAAAUGGAAGAAGAGCGUCAAAGGUUAAAGAAAGAGCAUGAAAAGAGGAUAAAGGAAGAACAGAAGAAAAUAUUAGGAAAAAACAAUUCAAGACCGAAAUUAUCAUUCUCACUGAAACCGACAACAUAAGAAAUCGUCUAGUGAGAUUGUAGUUAGUUUGCAUGUGUAAAUAUAAAAUAGGUUUAAGUUGAAUGUAAGUUAUUUUUACUGACUAGAGAUUGUAAUUUGCUCACAAUCACUGUUGUUAAUUGAAAACUUGUGUUCAGUUACAUAUUUUGAUUAAGCAUUAUCUCGAUUAUGUGUUAUGUUUUAAUAAUACAUAUAAAUUAUGUAGCUUAUCAUUUUUUACUUUUCACAAAUCACAAUAACUCACAAAAAUUAUAAUUCUUUAAGACUUUUAAAAAACAUAUAAUUAUACUUAAAGUAGGUAACUAUUAUAAUUAAAAUUGAAGCAAAACAUUUUGUUUAGAGGCAUCGACUGUCUAUAGGCCUACUGUUAAAGUUAACCAACAUCAGUUUUAUAGAAAAAUUUUAUUAAACAAAAAAUUGUUAUGUAUAUUUUUCAUCUAACAACAAAAUAUGUUAGUAAAUAUAUUGUCGAAGAAAAGGUUUUAAUUGUAACAUUAUUUUUAAUUAAUUAAUUAACAUUAAUUUUAACAUAAUUUUAACUGAAGAAGCUGACAACUUUUUUAUUUUAUUUUUUUCAUUAAAUUAUUCAUAUAAUAUUUAAUAAAGGUUAAUAUUAUAACUGGCAUCCAUCAAACCAUUUUAUAAGAGGUAUUUAAACUUAAAAGAUAAGACACCUUUGACGUUUUAAAAGAAACAUUCUAUUCUAUUUCCUGAUUUACUUCCUACCUGACAACUUGUUAAUUUGAAUGUAAAGUAAGUAGAUCCUUCUCGAGGUACUGAUCGGUCUAUAAACUUAAGGAUACAAAACUGUCGUCGUAUCCUUACUCCAAAACAGGUAAAAGUCAACUUAUGUAAUUCUUUAACUAUUGUUAAUAUAAAAGUUCCAUGGACUGUGAGUUCCUUCUAACAUUAACCACAAAAGUCUUUACUGAGCAAAUUAAAUUUUUUUAUGUUAACCUAUAGCAGUACAGUGUGCUUGGUUGGGAUCCUGCCCCAUUUUAAAUGUUCAAAUCAAAUAAUUUAUUUCAUUUGAAUAAAUAAACAGUGCCUCAGUUAAGAGGAGAAGCAUCUUUCUGCUCUUCUUUGGGUUUUGCUAUGCAGUGUUAUGUGGCAUGGGAAGUUAGAGGGGAAAAAAUCAUAUAACUUAGUCUGAGUAGCCAUACAUUUUGUAAGACUUAUAAAAUGUAUUAUUAAGUCAAAAUGAACAUAUGUGGUAGUAUAAGUUCAAUCAAUCAAUAAUAAAUUUUACUUUAACAAUCUAUAAGGUAAUAAAAGAAAAUGGAGGUGUAACUUCAUCGUGUCAAAAUAGUGAUCAUUUUUAGAGUGUUGUUUAUUAGACGGUUACCUCACAUACGCUGCUAGUGAGUAAAUAUUUUUUUAACUAUAAUUUUCAUGUUAAACUUGAUUUUCUUUAUAAACAAACUAAAAUCCUUUGAGACCCCAGAUUUUAUUAUAGCAGUAAAUAAUUUACCGUACUGAUGUAUGGCCACUUCAUUUUGAUUGUUUCAAUGCCGUGAUUUUAUAUAAAAGCAUAUAUAAAGAAAUUAUUCUUUUUGUAACUGCCAAGCAAAUUGUUUUGUAAAAAUUAAAAAUUGGUAUCCAUAUAAUUAAUACUCUACAUGAAACUUUGUCGGUUGAACUCCUCCACCAUUUCUUAACCGAUUUUAUCCAUUGACCUCUCAUUGAAAAGAGCGUGUCGCUUUUGCAAACUGACCUUACAUUUUUGAAAAAGUUCCUUGGGCUCUGCCCCAGUGGCUGUUAAAGUUCCCAUGUUAUCCUUAUGAAGAACAUAAUUGUUUAAAUUUUGAUCAGCUGUAGUCUCUUGGAUUGCAAACUAAAGAUCACCUGAUUGUAACUGUCAAAUUAGUUUGUAUUUUUUUUAUUAUUUGAUUGUUAUUGUUUUUAUAAGAACACACAUUAUAUACAAAAUAAAAACCAAAUCAAAACAAAUACAUAUACUAAUUUGACAGUUAUAAUCAGGUGAUCUUUUGUUUGCAAUCCAAGUGACGUCAGAAUAUGAUGGGAAUAGCACACCUAUGUUUUUUCCUUCCACCAUGAAUACAAAGUCUAACUCAUCGGAAAUUAUGAUGACUUUUAUUUGUUUUAAAAUAAUAAUAACUACUUUACUUCUUUGCAAUUGCUCGAUUUCGAGCAACGUGUUUACUAGUUACUAUUAAUGUGAAACAUUAUGUUGUUCUCAAUAAGUAUUAGUCUGCACAUUAUUAUUUGUGUGCCUUUUAUUUUUAAAGUUUUUUUUAAGAAAGCAAGUAUGUGUGGAGUACUUUAUGAAUUGGUAGUCGUUAUCAACUGAAGUAUCUGAUUCUUCCAUGCACAUUAUUUUUUACAUUUUGGUUUUUUUGCCUUCUUUAAUGUGAUUUGAUCUGUUAGUAGAACUAUUGGUUUAUUUUCUCUCUUGGGAUAAUUUUUUUAAAGAAGGGGGGUUCUAAAAUCAUAGUGUGUUUCUAUGAAUUGAGACGGUUACAAAAUCCUCUAUCAUUACCAUAACUAAAAACGAAACCAAUUUUAAUAGGCUUAUUAAUGUAACAGGGUUUAGUUAAAUGUUUCUUUAUCAAUAGUUUAAGGUAAGUUACCCAAAUAGGCACAUCCUAAGUGAAAUGUUUCUUUAAAACUAAUAAAAUACUUCAGGCUUCA
This is a messenger RNA of Macrosteles quadrilineatus (aster leafhopper), 3621 nucleotides long. RefSeq names its product UPF0430 protein CG31712-like. Gene Ontology annotation, cellular component: mitochondrion; nucleoplasm. Bases 226 to 969 code for a protein of 247 amino acids. The transcript has 5 exons. Lineage: Eukaryota; Metazoa; Arthropoda; Insecta; Hemiptera; Cicadellidae. Gene Ontology annotation, molecular function: cadherin binding. The record is from RefSeq and is a predicted model, not a curated record.